Molecule: messenger RNA, 3061 nt
Organism: Acaromyces ingoldii
Lineage: Eukaryota; Fungi; Basidiomycota; Exobasidiomycetes; Exobasidiales; Cryptobasidiaceae
Exons: 2
Coding region: 152-2875 (907 amino acids)
Source: RefSeq, a predicted model, not a curated record
UCCCUGGUGGAGCCAGCCUAGAGCGACGGGAAGAAUCCAAGUCGAGCAGAAGAGAUUCGAGGAGGCGUAAAAAAAUCAAAGAAAAGAGGCAACGAGGAGGGCACAAGCGGGCUGAGCGCACUGGUCACCGCGUCUCCAAAAGGCCGCCAUCAUGUCAGCGAGGAGCGCAUCGAGGCAGUCGAAGGAGCGCUCGCCGGCCGAACAGCACUCUGACGACAACGACGGCGUCCGGAGUUCGGCGACAAGGAGGAGCGAGGCCGGCGGAGCGGACAAGGCGCACCGGGAAAGGGACAGUGAACGGGAAGGAGACAGAGCCAGAGCAAAAGCCAGGGACAAGGAUGGCGACCAGAACGGCGAUGAAGACGAGGGUGGCUAUUCGGAUGUGGACGAGCUGGUGGAAUCCGACAGCGAGCGCCCGCUCGCCGAAGUAGCGCGACCUCUCAGAGGUCAAGCGCACCAGCAGUCAGCAAAGGCUCCUGUCCGGGGCGUGGGACGACGGCCCGCGGGGGGCUCCAGGAAUUCAUCGCAAGCGUCGCCAUCAGUCACUCGCAAGGACGGCGAAGAGGAGUCCGAGAGUGCAGCCACAGAAUCAGACAGGGACAGAAAGAGUAAAGAAGGCGCAACGGGGAGCCCAAGAGUUGGGGGCGCAAAGGGUAGCGGUAUCGGUGUAGGUACAGCAGCUACGGCAGCAGCAGCGUUGCCAGAGAACAGUGUCAAGAUGAACGGGCACAGCAAUGGCAACACUCCUUCGCCUUCCGUCACCCCCAUGAUCGCCGCCGAGGCGAAAAAGACCACAAGACCCUCUUCGGCAUCUCCACAGCCUGCCUCGCGUAACGCCUUUGCUCCUCCCCGCGCCUCUUCGACGACGAAUGGCGCAGGUCCUCUACGAGAAAUGCAUGGCAGGACCGCGACUGGAGGGCCAGUUCCUUACUACUACCCCUCGAACAGCGUCGCUGGCAGCAGGACGGGUGUCAACACAAAGACUGGCCGAGCCAUGAUCCCAGGCCAACCCUCUACGCUGCGAGCGCAGCAGCAGUCCUUGCCACAGGCUCAGCAGCAACAGCAGCAGCAACAACAACAACAACAACAACAGCAGCAGCAGCAGCAGCAGCAGCAGCAACAGCAACAGCAGAGCCAACAGCAGCGAUCUCCGAGAGAGAGUCUGGGCGCGCAUUUGCAGAGGUCAGCCAAGCCUGGCAGCAACACACCGCCUAAAUCGUCCGAGACUGUCGAUCUGACUGCUGAUGAGGUCGACAAGUUCCUCGAUCUCAUCGAGAAGCACAACCUGGACACCUCCGAUGAAGACGAUAUGGCCAGAUCCGUCACGGAGCUAUACCAGGAGUGGCUCGAGUGGUGUGCCAAGCGCAAUGUCGCCAGCACAAAGAGCAAGCAGGGGCUCGUCGCCGAGUUUGUCAGGAUUCACAAUGGCGCGUACGGCCAGUCUCGCCAGCAGAGGGCGCUCAGCAUAGUCCAGGGCUCGCGUAAUGGCUCUAUGGACCCCGUUCUGGCCUCGGCUACGCAGCAGAUCAAGGCAAAUGACCGCCAUGCGACAAGCAGUACAGUGGCCCCUUCGUCUGAGCGUGAGCGGCCCACGACUAAGCCCUUGAACGAAGACCAGCCCGCUUCGUUGAAUCGGUCUGCCAUGAGGCCAACAGCCCCUGGACGGCCUCGAGGGGAGAAUGGUGGAUAUGGGAGGCCGCCUCCAGGAUACGACUAUGGAACUUCUUCGCCACCACUGGCGCCACCGCCGCAACGAGUCGUGUCGAAUGGAGCCGAUGUGCGCGCGUCAGUCGAGGGGAUGCGUCUCCAGAUUCGCGAGGAUAUAUGGAAGGAUGCCGCCGUAAUGAUCACACAACUCGUCAACGAGCAGGUGUCGGAUGUCAUUAGCGAGAACCGAGAACUGAAGAGCAAGGUCGCUCAGCUCGAAACGCAUUCAGACAACCUAGCACAGUGGAUUCAGCACCUGAACAAAGUCCAGGACGACCUGACAAUGGCCAUGCGAUCUCUCAAGUCGCCCAUCUCUCCUACAAAUGCACAGCAGCAGCAUGCGCCGCAGCCGCAACAUCAGCGUGGGGCAUACCGCAGCCCCCCUCCCCGUGGUGGUGUCGCGCCACCGAUGGACAAUGUUGAAUACGACGAGCAUCCCCCCUAUGGCUAUAGUGGUGGAUCCCAGGGAAGACCGUAUCCUGCGCCUGGCCCAGCAAGGAGGGCAUCGCUCUCGCCGCCGCGAAGGCAGCAGCAGCCACAGCCGCAGCCGCAGCAAUCGUAUGCGGCGGGCAAAAUGCCUUCUGCCCCUGCUCCGCCCGUUUCUCGUCGCGCACCUCCUCCGCAAGCGGAUCAUUACUACGAAUGUGCGGGCGGCGCAGAGCCGAGCAGCAGGUCCAAGCCUCAUCCAGGCUCUGCCAGCUCGACACCUCGGGUCCAUCAUCGCGAUACUGCCGGCGGCGGCGGCGGCGGCGGCGUUUACUACGAUGAACCUCCUCACCACGCACCGUACCCCGUCAAAGGUCGGCCAAUGCCUGCCCCAGCGUCUGGGGCUGGGCAAGGCCCGCCUCCGCUGCCGCAGUCUCACGCAGCUGUCCCUCACGAAGGCGCUGCACGCAUGCAUCCGAACGCCUACUACCCUCCCUCGCCCUACGCAGCUCCACCCGCAAUUGCCGAUGAGCCACAGUCACACCACACGCAGUACCAUCCUCACCAGGCAGGACCGAACUCCCAAGGCGGUCCGCCAAGGUCCACCUCGAUGCAACACCAUCCACACCACGGUGCUGGUGGUGGUGGUGGUGAUGCUCCACCAUCGCGUCCCCAGGCGGUCUCCUCUUUCGCAGACGGGCAUUCUUCGCGCAACUUGAAGCGGCCCCGACACGGCUACUGAGCCUCCGUUCUUUUCUCCACUUGUUUCCCCUCUAACCUCCUCUAUCAUGUUACCAAACACAUUCCUAUAAUCUACUUCAUCAUUUCACACUCAGUCCAGCUUUCUGCCGUCUUUUCUUCUCUUCUCCCCCUCGUCUCUUCUUCGUGCGACUGAAGAAAUAUUGCAUCGAAUGCUAUUCAGACACGG